This is a messenger RNA of Arabidopsis arenosa, 1903 nucleotides long. The record is from the annotation of a GenBank genome assembly. Lineage: Eukaryota; Viridiplantae; Streptophyta; Magnoliopsida; Brassicales; Brassicaceae.
UGGCUUUUGUUUUGGGUUCAAAUCUUCGAGGGUAAAUUUCUGGGUUUGCUCUCGAGGUUUUAAUUGAGUCGCCAUGGAAGAACACGACAAUGUUUCUGGAGGGGUUUCUUCGAUUCCCAGAUCCGACUUAAAGAUCGGAGGCGAUGAAUUGGACGAAAGACAGGAGUUGAGUAAAAUUCAACCUGUUACACCAACUUUAAAUUCCGGUAACACUGGUCAUGCUUCUAAAGACACUGAAAAAGCCAAUGAAAUGUCUCAAGUUGGUAAAGUUUCAGAGAGUUUUGUUAAAGAAGGGAUGACUAAUAAGACUGAACUGUUGGGUCAAGAGGUUAAGUCUUCUUCCAGUAAGCUUGUUCACAACACAGAUGUUGAUUCUGAUAAGCGAGCUUUGCUUAAGAGAUGUGAUAAUGCGGAUGCUGUUUCCAGCUGCUUGAAUGAUGAUUUAACAUCGGUUUGCUCCUCUAGGAGACACGAGACAUGUAGUUCAAAGGAUGUUAAUUCAGAGUGUGGGAGUUCCAAUGGCCCUGUUGCGAAAAGAGAUCCAAUGAAGGUCUGGACAGAAAUGAAACAGAACGGGUAUCUCUCUAAUCCGAACGGUGGGAUGUCAACGACAUCAAGCAGCUGUCUCGUAUCAUCUUCUCAUGGAGGGAUACCAGCUCCAAGGAAACGUGGACGCAAAAUCAAGAAUAAUAAUGACGCUGCAAUGGCGAAGAAGAGAAAGAUAGAGAUUGCAAGGAAGGAAGAAGUUGACAGGUUUGCUAGGCUAGCUGCUCCUAGUGGACUGCUUAAUGAAUUGAACCCUGGAAUUAUUAACCAUGUGAGAAACAAAAAGCAAGUACUUUCCAUUAUUGAAAACAUUGUCAAGUCUGAAAGAGAUGCUGGAAACUUCCAUCAUUCUACAUUGAGGCAUAGUAAUAGUGCAGUUGGGAGUCCUAGGAAAAACUUGGGAGAUGUGAACACUAAUGCCUUCAGAUCUGAUUUUAACCAAGGAUUCAAGUAUGCCAUGCCAGAGGAUAAGUACUCUAUGCGCUACUACGAUGAGAAAUGCGCAGAUGAUGAGUUCAGUGAAGAAAACAUUACAGCUAGGUCGAGGUUUCAGGUGGCAGGUAAGUUCUCAGAAAAUGCCAGUUCCUUGUCGAGCGAGGACGCAUCAGAUCUUAACAGUGCUAGUGUUCUCACUGUUAAUGCGGCUACUGUAGCUUCUCAAUGGUUGGAAUUGCUUCAUCAGGACCUCAAAGGCCGUGUUUCCGCUCUUCGGCGUAGCAAGAAGAGGGUUCGUGCAGUUGUCACGACAGAGCUACCUUUCUUAAUAACGAAAGAGUUUACACCUGAUCAAGAAAAUGACCCAACUUUACUCCUCGAUGGGGCUUCAAGGGCUUCAACAGUCGAUGUCCACAAGACCAGAUGGAUGACUUUGUUUAAGCAACUCGAACACAAGCUAUCAGAAGAAGAGUCACAAUUGGAAAGCUGGUUAAACCAAGUGAGAUAUAUGCAAUCACAUUGUGAUCAAGGUCUGCAACACUUGAGCUUGAGUUCUGGACAGAAUUUCCUACAGUUAGGGAUGCCACUGGACUCUAGAGCUGUAAACGCGCUGAUCUCAGAUAAGGAUUUAGUCAUUAAAGCAGCUGCAGCCUCUAUAUUCUCGACCUGCAGUUUUCUGGAGGAGAACAUAACCUGUAGCUGAAAUCCUUUAAACCUCUGACCAGUAUCUGAUUUAAGCUUUUUAGUUGAAAACUUUCAUAGCAGAGUUUUUCUUUGUACGAUCCAUCUGUAACACUAGGAGCAAUAUGCUCAUCAGCCUUUUCUUUUCCUUUUUCCUUUUAUAGAUUCAUUUUUCAGCCAUUUGUUUUACAGUAUGCUAAAUUAGUUAAGAUUCUGAAAGUUAUAAACAUCUCUUCUUGAA